Molecule: messenger RNA, 4631 nt
Organism: Eupeodes corollae
Lineage: Eukaryota; Metazoa; Arthropoda; Insecta; Diptera; Syrphidae
Gene: oxt
Product: xylosyltransferase oxt
Exons: 3
Coding region: 480-3176 (898 amino acids)
Biological process (GO): chondroitin sulfate proteoglycan biosynthetic process; heparan sulfate proteoglycan biosynthetic process
Cellular component (GO): membrane
Molecular function (GO): protein xylosyltransferase activity
Source: RefSeq, a predicted model, not a curated record
UUGAAAUCAGUUUUUUCCCAGCCUUUUUAUCGUGCAGUUGAAUCUUCUUCCAAAAGCGAAGUUAAAUUUUCAGACGUGACCAAAAUAUCAUCUGCGUUUUGUGUGAAUUAGAGGUGUACUUUUCGAAUCCCUAACAAAACAACUUCAUUAAAUUAGCAGUGACUAAAUUUCUUUCGCGCUUAAAAUAAUGAUCGAUUGCUAAAAGUGAAAAGCGAGCUCCUAUUUCAAUUCUAUUCUAUCCUAUUCCCAUCGUCGUCGUCGCACGUCCAUCCCCUUAGAUCUAAGAUCCAACACUCUCAAGGUUGAGUGCCAUUCAUCGUUUUACUUUUUGUUGUGCAUUGUUUUUGUAGAUUGUGUUGUGUUUGUUUUUUUUUUGUUGUGUUGUAAUUUACUUAUUGCACCCCCUUUGACAUGCGAACACGUUGCGAAGCACCCGUAGACAGUGCAUCGUCGUCGUCGUUGCAACUAAAUACCUUAUAAUGUCGGAUAAUCUGGCCGUGCGAUGGAUGCGCCGCUACAAGUUCUUCUUCCUAAUCGGUCUGCUCAUUAUAGGAUUACAAGUUUUCCUUGCUUAUAAAUCGCUAGGCAUUCCCGAUCUGAGUUUCAGCUCUGGAAGCAAUCUCUUUUCGUCGUCCUCCUCCAGCGAGAGCAAAUCAAAAACUCAACAAAAUGACAACUCUGUGGCCGACGACGAGGACCUCAAUGGGGGUCCUGUAAAGCAGCGUGACACUGUUAAUUCGGCUGGACACAGUGGCAAUUUAAAUGUGGAUCAAUUAGGCUUUCAGCCAUCAUGUGAUAUUACAGCAAAAGAAGCAAUAUCUGCACUACGACGCGCAAAAACGAAAGAAUGUCGCAAGCAAAUAGCAAAUGUUGCGUGUACCAUUCAAUCAAUGGAAUUCUAUGCGCGACGUCUACCGAACUAUUGUUUAAAUAGUAAUUACACAGCAAACAAGCCGUUGGGCUGUUAUCGGGACGAGAAGGAGUAUCGCCUGUUGUCGGGAUACUUUACGAAUUUCAAACGAAAUAACUCACCAAAGAAAUGCAUCCAGAUGUGCCUUCAAUCGGGUUUCCCCUAUGGCGGAGUACAGUAUGGUACUGAAUGCUUUUGCGGAGCUGAUAUGCCACCAUCGGCAGCUAAGCUGCCCGAUUCAAGUUGUAAUAUGAAGUGCCCUGGCGAUGCCAAAGAAGUCUGUGGGGGAUAUUUUAGCAUGAAUAUAUUUGAAACUGGUAUUGCAAAAUUCACACCGCAAAUAGCUGAAACUAUUCCAAAACCGGAAACCGAACGUGUCCGAAUUGCUUUCCUGCUUACAUUGAAUGGCCGUGCUCUGCGUCAAGUGCAUCGUCUAAUCAAAGCGCUCUACUCACCAAAUCAUGUGUUCUACAUUCAUGUGGAUUCGCGCCAAGACUACUUGUACCGUGAACUCUUACAGCUUGAAUCAAAAUUCCCCAACAUACGUCUGGCUCGAAAUCGAUUUUCGACCAUUUGGGGUGGAGCUUCUCUCUUAACCAUGCUGAUGCACUGCAUGAGUGAUCUUCUGGCAUCCGAUUGGCAAUGGGAUUUCGUGAUAAACUUGAGCGAAAGUGAUUUCCCCGUUAAACCGGUGGAGAAACUGGCCAAUUUUUUAACCGCCAACAAGGGAAGGAAUUUCGUGAAGAGUCACGGUCGUGAAACACAACGAUUCAUCCAGAAACAAGGCCUGGAUAAGACCUUCGUAGAAUGUGAUACUCAUAUGUGGCGCAUAGGUGAUCGUGUUCUGCCAGAAGGUAUACAAAUCGAUGGAGGAAGCGACUGGAUCGCUCUGUCCAGACCAUUUGUGCAAUACGUCACUAACAACGAAAAUAAUGAGCUUCUCGAAGGCUUACUCACAAUCUUCCGACAUACACUGUUGCCUGCCGAGUCAUUCUUUCAUACAGUCCUGCGGAAUUCCCAAUUUUGCCAAACUUAUGUGGACAACAAUUUGCAUGUGACCAAUUGGAAGCGAAAAUUAGGUUGUAAAUGUCAGUAUAAACAUGUUGUCGACUGGUGUGGCUGUAGUCCGAAUGACUUCAAGCCCGACGACUGGGCGCGACUGCAGGGGACGGAGCAAAAAAUGCUUUUCUUUGCCCGGAAGUUUGAACCGAUCAUCAAUCAAGCAAUCAUACUACAACUGGAAGAGUGGCUUUUUGGUCCCUAUACCAGUGAAUAUGUGAAUCUGAAUUCAUAUUGGCAAAGUUUAUAUCAUCAUUCUGACAAACAUUCAAGCGCCGAUGAUCUCUAUUUGACUGUGGCUCAGAGUAUCUUGAGAAUCAAUGGCAGGAAGAUGCACUUUGGUAAAUUUUCUCUGCAUGAAAUUACGAAUUUCUUAAGCAAUGACGAGUACAAAGGAUUCCUGCUGCGCUACAGUGCUCAACGAUUACCUUCAAACGUGACUGUUGACUUUGAGACUCGCAUCCGACCGACACAGUAUCCAAAAGUAGCGCGCUCUUCAAAAUUCGCCAAACGCCUUCGAAAUUUCGAAGUGAGCUCAGAUUUCGAUCAAAAAGAGCAGAUCUCCAGGAACUACGGAAAGUUCCUCGGCCCAUCCACCGAUAUAGUAUUGAGUUUUACCUUCACCGGUUCAGCUCACUCAGAUAGUCAUUCCUAUAAUAUGACAGUCCUUUGGAUUGAUCCAAUGGGAAUGCUGCAGGAUUUCAAUGAAAUUCACAUCGAAGACACCCAAUCGGAUGCAAUUAACUUCUCCAAAGCCAACCUGAAGCAUCCUCUGACUCCUGGAAUAUGGACUGUGAAGUUGAUUGGUCGAACCUCAAUCUAUGCUCAGACGAAAUUUCUCAUCUCACCAUUUGCCUUCGAACAUGGCAAAUUAAUUCGACCGGAUCGAUCGCAGAAAGUACAUUCGGGAAGCCCUCAAGACAUAUCAUAUCCGACAGACUGGCAGCAAUAUUUGCCACCAGUCGAAGACAUUAAAAUAUUAAAAGAGCUCGCUCAAGCGAAUGCCCAGCGCACAGAUGCAAAACUACUCAAUUGGAUCGAUGAUUUGGUUAGUAAGUUCUUCCUCAUCCGUGAAACGUGUGUUGCCGGCAAUAAGCCACUCAGUGAUUUAUCGUCGCCCUUAUGUAAAGAUACUGACUGGAGUUCGCUAGCUCCUGAUCCAAAAAGUGACGUAGACGCAUUGUUGCAUCGUCGACGACGAAGAUAAGAACAAAAAGAAAAUAUCCAAAAUACUUAUUUUUUAUUUAUUUUAAAUGUUUUAUGUUUAUGGAAAACAGUAUUUUCCAUAUAAAUAGUUUUACUUGUAUAGUAUUUGUUAUUUUUAAACCUUGUCUUGUAAAAAAAACACAUCUUUUCCUUCUCACCUUUCUUAGAAGUUUAAGUUUAAAAUGAGAGAAAAAAACAAAAAUCGAAGAAAACACAAAAAGGUAUUUGUUUGCAUAAACAACGUAAUGUAUUUAUUUUUGAUAAAGGAAACAUAAAUAUCCUAUAUUUUUUAGAUAAAUGGAAAAAAAAUGUGUAAAAAUAUUAUGUACAAACAAUUUAAUGGCAGAAUUUAUGGAAAAUGUUAUUCCGUUGAGUUGUUAAUUGCAGUUAUGAAUUUUACUCAUAAUCAAUGUUAAAUUAUAAAUUUUAAAUUAAAUUUUUUAAACCUUCUUUGUAUCUUCUGAGUUAAAAACACGAACUUGUAUUAAAAAACUAAAUUGUUAAGUCUAUUUUUAAAUACGUUAAAAAUAUAUCAAAUAUCGGCACAAACUGUUGUGUCGUGUUUUUGCCAUCUGGCAGUUAACAACAAAUUUAACAAAUAUCAAAAGUACCUUCUAAGUUAGUUCUAGACUAUACAGCAACUUGUUAUCCCUCUUUAACUCGUUUUUAUUUUAAUUGACGGACAUUUUUUAGACUCCUUUAUGACUCUUAUGUUUAUGUGCAUUUAAUCCAUAUUUAAAUUUAUAAAAACAAUUAUUAUAAAGUCAAUAAUUUUCCAUAACUUCUGCUCAAUAUAUAUUUAACGCAAUCAGCGGCAUUAGAAUAAUAUGUGAUAUAUUCUUAUAUAAUGUGGUUUAUGUACAGGUACAUAUACUUUUUAAAAAUAUAUGUUAUAAAAUAAUAUUCAACUUCACAACUUCAAAAUUUCAAUGAACUAAUAUAAAUACUCGUAAAGCAGGCCAUACACGUUGAUUAGGUUGAAAGGUCAGUUCUUCCUUUGGAUAUUUUUAUUUUUUAUUUAAAGUCUAUGUAGGAAUCGGCUUCCUUUCGAUGGAUUCAACGUGAAGGGCAAUUUUUAACAUUUAAUUAUUAAUACUGUCUACACAUUUACUUACUUCAUUAAUACGUUUCUCGUUUUGUUUAAUGUUUUUUUUUUCUAGCUCUAUGUAUAAUGACGUAAAUUUUAAUAGAAUAUUAAAUUCGUAACAAUGCAAAUAAAAUUUAAAUUACAAAUAAAAUGAACAUUUCAUUAUUAAUAUAUUAUUAUGUAAAUACAAACAUAUUUUUAUUGAUCCGCGAAAAUGUUAUUAAUAUUGUUAAACUGCGCAAAGCAAUGCAAUUAAUGUUGCUUGAAUGUAAAUUUACAAUUGAAAAGAAAAGUAUUUGUAAAAAAAAUGAAAUUAUAAGAAAUAAUAGUAAUAACAAUUUUUUUUAAUUACAUCAAAAGAGAGAAGAG